Messenger RNA from Lactuca sativa (garden lettuce), 2542 nucleotides. RefSeq names its product OTU-like cysteine protease family protein (gene OTLD1). Gene Ontology annotation, molecular function: cysteine-type deubiquitinase activity; K63-linked deubiquitinase activity. Lineage: Eukaryota; Viridiplantae; Streptophyta; Magnoliopsida; Asterales; Asteraceae. The record is from RefSeq and is a predicted model, not a curated record. Gene Ontology annotation, biological process: protein deubiquitination.
UCUUAGAGCAAGAUCCUCUUCCUGGGCUCGUGUCCGAGUCUCCGAGCUCACCUCCGUCAAAGCCUGACACCCACGUGCUUCACAAAAUUUCGCCACCUGUUUAACCUUCGCCGCUAAAUCGCAGCCUCCCAUUUUCAUCUCAACAUGUACGUGCGUAUUUAGAGAGACCCAUGUAUAUUCUCCUUCGUCGCCAAGCUAUCCCUUAUCGAUUUCUGCUCCACAAAAACCCUACCAACUUUCCCAAUAAUCCCUUCAAUCUCUAUCACACACACUCUUCAGAUCACUACACCCACUUCAUCCCCACGCUCCGAUUUCGAAUCAACUCUUUUGUUAGGUCAAUUGGUUUCCUUUUUGUUCGAAUCUAAGGGGUUUCUUGAAUCUUUAAUUUCGAAUUUUGGUAUGGUGCGUUUUGGGUUGUUUUCUUGGGCUUAUUUGAUUGCGAUUGCAGGUUGUUGUUAGGGUUCGCCGAGGUGAACUGAUCGGAGGUAAAAAUUCGCGUUACUUUCGAAAGGGCUAGGGUUUGGUUGUUCUUCAAUCUCAUGAGAAUUGUUAGGGGAAUGCAGAGAUCGUUUCAGCUCGUGGACGAAGACGAUAUUGGUUGGAGCAAUAAAAUAAAAUCAUUCACCGGCGGAAUUGGAGUCACGUCGCCUAAGGCCAGGACACGUGACAAAUCGAAAGCUAGGGUUUUAUAAUAAUCAUCAAGAAUAAGAACUUUGUAUUCGUUUGUUUUUAGGGCAUCGAAAUCAUCUCGAAAAAAGGGAAAGGAUGACUCGUGUUUUUGUUCAGAGAGGUUCUUCUGCCGCUGGGCCUUCUUCAUCAUCUAAUAAUACAAACAGGUCGAGUUCUUCGUCUUCAUCGAGUCUACCUCAGGCUCAGGUUACAGGGGACGACGUCCAAGAACAAAUUCUUUCUGAAGAUCUUCCUGUAGAAACUGUUGAAAUUGAUCGAAACGAUGGUCUUGAUGUACCCACUACUGAUAAAAGCGAAGACGAAACUGUUUCAGAAGAUCUUUCGAAAAGAAUCGGUGGCUUGCGAGUAAACGAAGAGGAAGAAGAGAAAGAUGUAAAAAAGUCCGAUGAUUAUCCUUCGCAACCAACCAGCGGAAGUCCAAGUCCACAUCCACAUCCACCUCCACCACCUGCUCCGCCUACUCCACCCCCAAAACCAUCUUCAACAGGUUCUAAUUCCCGGAGAUUUACGCCUGGUAAUUCUGCCGCUUUACGAAUUGGUUCAUCUAGAAGAGCCACUGCUUGGCCAGUUGUUUCCACCGGAUCUCCGAGGUCUCAUCCUGAAAACGAUGGCUACAACAGCGCUGAUGAACAAAACCCAUGCUUCGGAUCCUCAUAUGAUGAUGCUGUGAGUUCUAGUCGUUUUACUCACUUCAAAGAACUGAAUAAUAAUCAGACUAAUACGGAAAGGGAGCGACAGUUUGAGAUUGAUAUUAGACGCACACAAGGUUAUGAAGUGAAAAGAAUGUCAGAAGAUGGGAAUUGUCUGUUUCGUGCUGUUGCAGAUCAAGUUUAUGGUGAUUCUGAAGCAUACGAUUUGGCUAGGCAAAUGUGCAUUGAUUACAUGGAACGCGAGAGAGACCACUUCUCACAGUUUAUAACAGAGGGUUUCACUUCUUAUUGCAAGAGAAAGAGAAGAGAUAAAGUCUAUGGGAACAAUGUAGAGAUUCAAGCAUUAUCUGAAAUGUACAAUCGGCCUAUUCAUAUCUACUCAUAUAGCACUGAGCCUAUAAAUAUAUUCCAUGGAAGCUAUAACACAGAUACACCUCCAAUCCGGCUAAGUUACCAUCAUGGCAACCAUUACAACUCUCUUGUUGAUCCACGUAGGCUCACAAUAGGUGCUGGCCUUGGGUUUAGCUGCCUGCAAGGGACAAAUGUUGAUAAAGAUCAAGUGAAAGCAGCAAUCAAAGCUCAACAAGAUCAACAGAUUGAUAAUGCUCUUAUGGCAGAGGCGCGUUUCUGCUCAGAUAUGGAGUUGACUGAGAAGGAAAUCGAGCAUAUGGUGAUGGCUGCAUCGAGGGCUGAAUACAUGGCAAAUGAUAAGUUCAAACAGCAACUUGGUCAAACAGAAUCUUCUACGUCUGAUGCUCAACCAUCCUCUUCUGGAGCAGGUGGGCCAUCAGGGAGUGAGAGCAAAGGCGAAGGAACAGUGCUGUGUAAUGGAAUGCAGAUGGUGCUGUCAAUGGGGUUCAGUUAUGUGCAGGCGAUGGAGGCGUAUAGUAUAUUUGGUGAUGACGUGGAUUCCAUGGUUUGUUAUCUUCUUGAAACUAGCAGCAGGCGUAAAGGGAAAGCAACUGAAUAAAGAUAAAAAAAAAGAUUAAAGAUAUGGUGGAUAUCAUUGGAUUUGGAGUAGUAGUGGUGGUAAAAAGUAAUAAUAAAUAAUGGCUUCUUUGUAUGUUGGAUUGAAUCUUAAAAACAGUAUUAACGUCUUCUCUUGUCUUUUGUAUAUUUGUGUUUGAUCUUACCCAUGUGUUGAUCGUUUUAUGAUAAAAUCCGAUCGAAUAAAACACUUUAAAUUGAUGAGUUUCUUGAUC